AGUGUGGCAGGGUUCCCGUACAGGGCCAAGGUAAGAUUUGCCAGAGCAGUGAACCGCAGUUUGGGGUACACCCCCGACGGGAAGCCAGUCCAUCGCAGGGCACAUACACUCACACACACUGCAGGUUAUAAAGCAAUUUUUGGAUCAUAAAACAAUGAAAAACAACCAUUCUGAGACUGAUAAUGUGCACUACUGCUUCGAAUCCUCAAACGCUUCCUGCCUAAAGCACGUUUAUCCAACCACAAUACGAGCCUCUUUGUAUGUUCUGUUAGGGGCCACCGUACUCCUCACCGUGCUGGGAAAUCUCCUCGUCAUCAUUACUAUAUCCCACUCCAAACAGCUGCACACUCCCACCAAUUACCUCAUCCUCUCCCUGGCUGUCAGCGACUUCCUCCUGGGGGCAGUGGUCAUGCCGCCUAGCCUGAUACGCUCCCUGGAAACCUGCUGGUAUUUGGGUGACUGGUUCUGUAAGAUACACUCCAGUAUAGAUACUUUACUUAGCGUAGCAUCCAUCUUUAUGCUUUAUUUGAUUUCUAUUGAGCGAUAUGUUGCUGUUUCUCGGCCUCUGCUGUAUCACGCUUUGAUCACAACUCGUGUUGCAAAGUACAUGAUCCUGACCUGCUGGGUUCUUUCCACCCUCAUUGGCUUUGGGAUGGAGCUAAACAGCUUGAUAAUUCAGGAUGUUUACCUCACACAGUUUAACUGUGAGGGAAGGUGUACUGUGUUACAAGACAAGGCUUCAAGCAUAUUAUCUUCCCUUUUUGUUUUCUUCAUCCCAGGGUUAUUUAUGCUUGGCCUCUACCUGAAAAUCCUAGUUAUUGCACAUAAACAAGCCCGUUCAAUUCAGGUCACAAUUCUUACUAACAGGAUCCAUGAAAAAACUAGAAUCAUUCUGUCAAAGAUGGAGCAAAAAUCCACCAGGACACUGGGCAUAGUUACUGCUGUGUUCCUGUCCUGCUGGUCACCCACUUUUAUAUACAUUUUAAUAGAUCCAGUGACAAGUUUAUCCACACCUUACAUAUAUGACAUUGUUCAGUGGGUCGGUUAUUUGAAUUCAGGAAUGAAUCCAAUUAUUUAUGCUUUCUCAUUGAAGUGGUUUAGGCAGUCAAUAAAAAAGCUUUUAGGAAGGUUAUUUUUUUAAAAAAUUCACUAAUACAUUUUAGAAUUAAUUUGAAAUCUUGGUGCAGUCACUGUGGGAAUUUGUUUAUAGGUUUCCUUCAUAAUUUUUCCCCUUCUCACACAUUGAUAUUACCAAACCUCUGAUACUGAUUCCUGAAUCUGGUAAUAAUCGAUACUGGCUCUCUGCCUUCCAUGCCAGGAAAUAGCGCAUACAGAACAAUUUGUAAUAAUUACUGGUCUUUUGCAAACACUGCUAUAUGCCUUUUCUGUGCUGGAUUAUGUACUUUACGUCUAAUUCAACCUGAUUUUCAAGAUAUUUGGUUCUUUAAAAUUGGCAGUGAUAAAAUGUCAGUGCAAAACUGCGCUUGAAUGGUGAAAUUUAAAUUCAGCGCAAUUUUCAUGUACAUCGACAGUAAUUACUUAUCCCAAAGCACCCAAAUGUUAGAUACAUCAGUACAGACUGACAUACCAAUAUUACAAAUCAGAGUAGGAAAUAGCGAGAAGAUAAAGGACAGGAAACAGAAACUCAUUUGAUGUUUACAGGAUAAUAACCUGUGAGGGACCAAGACCAGCCGGCUGCUGAUGUACUGAUGCUUGUACCUGCAGAGCAGAGCAAGCAGCCUUGUUUGAAAGCUACAGUAGAAACAGGAGGACAGAGUGGUGAACCCUUACACUGCCAGACUGCUACAGACACUGCAAGCUGUACAGCCGAACCCUGAA
Molecule: messenger RNA, 1839 nt
Organism: Brienomyrus brachyistius
Lineage: Eukaryota; Metazoa; Chordata; Actinopteri; Osteoglossiformes; Mormyridae
Product: trace amine-associated receptor 1-like
Exons: 4
Coding region: 155-1141 (328 amino acids)
Biological process (GO): G protein-coupled receptor signaling pathway
Cellular component (GO): membrane
Molecular function (GO): trace-amine receptor activity
Source: RefSeq, a predicted model, not a curated record